Danio rerio (zebrafish) is the source of this 5274-nucleotide messenger RNA. Lineage: Eukaryota; Metazoa; Chordata; Actinopteri; Cypriniformes; Danionidae. The record is from RefSeq and is a predicted model, not a curated record.
UGCUCAUAAUAAGAGAGUCAGAUGCCUCUGCGGUGUUCAACAUGAACCAUGAGCUCUCAUCAGAACCUCCCAAAAGCUCUUAUCACAAUCUGCAAUGAUUACAUGUGAAGUAAAAAAAAAAAAAGAGUGUGCUGGUUUCACAGAGGAUGGCGAUUAGCUUAAUUCUCUUGACGGAUUUACAGAACCGUGAUCAAGAGCAUCACGGUGUGAAUUAAGCUUUAAGGGGAUAUUUCACCACCAACAAUGAUGUCGGUUUUCCCCGUUUUGUUUUGUCUUUUGCAUGUGCUGAUUUUAACGAAAAGAUACCUCUGUGUGGAAACUGAUUUUUGUGAACCUGUUCGACUUGACCGUGAAAAUGUCCCAAGUUUUGACAAACCGAGCAAAGAACUUGUUGUUUACCGAAUAAACGCGUUUAAUCAGGAAUUCUAUCUUACUCUUUUACCUGACUCCAGUUUCCUUGCUCCUGACGACACAUUUCAAGACACCUCAUCUCCAAGCGCGCUUUCGGGAGAUGAAUUGAGAAGAUGCUUCUACUCUGGUGAUAUCAACGCAGACAUGAAUUCAUAUGCAGCUCUCAGUCUGUGUGGAGGUGUCCGAGGAGCGUUUUCUUAUAACGGGAUGGAGUACAUCAUUGAGCGCAGGACAGCACCAGAACUGAUCUCAGAUGAUGCUGGAAAAACGCACGUCAUCCGCAGGAAAAAUCUUAACGCUCCAAACUUAUCCAAGUGCGGAGUGACAUCAAACCAGGAGGUUGUGGAGUCCUUAGAUAAGUACAAACAUCUGAAAGGGCACACGAAGAACUUGACAGAAACUUUGCUGAGAAGCAUGAGCAGGUCGAAAAGAUUCGCCUCUAUCCCGAGAUACGUGGAGGUGCUGGUUGUUGCUGAUGAGUCAAUGGCAAAAUUUCAUGGUGACGACCUGAAGCAUUACCUUCUGACUCUUUUGUCCGUCACUGCAAAGCUGUACAAACACCCCAGUAUCUUGAAUGCCAUCAGUAUAGUGGUUGUAAAGCUUAUAGUGAUUAAUGAGGCAGAAAAGGGACCCAAAGUAUCCAGUAACGCAGCACUAACCCUGCGCAAUUUCUGCACCUGGCAGAAGAAGCUCAACAAAGUCAACGACAAACACCCUGAGUACUGGGACACGGCUAUUCUGUUUACAAAGCAGGACCUGUGUGGGGCCACUACGUGUGACACUCUUGGUAUGGCUGACGUGGGCACCAUGUGUGAUCCUAAGAGAAGCUGCUCGGUUAUUGAAGAUGAUGGCCUCCCUUCAGCCUUCACCACCGCACAUGAACUAGGUCAUGUCUUCAGCAUGCCACAUGACAAUGUGAAGGCCUGUGAGGAUGUGUUUGGAAAGCUGAAGGACAAUCAUAUGAUGUCUCCAACACUGAUCCAGAUUGACCACCACACGCCCUGGUCUGUGUGCAGCGCUGCUAUCAUCACUGACUUCCUGGACUCUGGCCAUGGCGACUGUCUUCUGGAUCAGCCCCAGAAGCUCAUGGCUCUUCCAGAAGACCCACCAGGCAUCAGCUACUCUCUCGGCCGUCAGUGUGAGCUGGCAUUUGGCUCCGGAUCCAAGCCCUGUCCCUACAUGCAGGCCUGCUCCAAACUGUGGUGUACUGGGAAGGCUAAAGGUCAACUAGUUUGCCAGACGCGCCACUUUCCCUGGGCUGAUGGCACUGCCUGUGGAACCAACAAGUUGUGCUACAGGGGGACUUGCACUGAAAAGCAAAAUACCUUCAAAAACAAGGUAGAUGGUCGUUGGGGUCGAUGGGGUCUGUAUGGCCCAUGUUCCCGUUCAUGUGGAGGAGGAGUGCAGCUUGCCAAACGUGACUGUAACAAUCCUGUGCCUGAAAAUGGGGGCAAGUAUUGCCAAGGCCUGAGAGUGAAGCAUCGCUCCUGCAACUUAGAGCCUUGUAAAGACUCAGGAAAAACGUUUCGGGAGGAGCAGUGUGAGAUGUUUAAUGGCUUUACACUGAACACUAACAGACUGAGUCCAUCUGUGGUUUGGGUCCCAAAGUACUCGGGAGUCUCUGUUAAAGACAGAUGUAAGCUCAUCUGCAGAGCCAACGGCACCGGAUACUUCUACGUCCUUGCGCCAAAGGUGGUGGAUGGGACUCCUUGUUCUCCUGAUACCUCAGCUGUCUGUGUUCAGGGAAAGUGCAUCAAGGCUGGCUGUGAUGGAAAACUGAACUCCAACAUGAAGUUUGACAAGUGUGGUGUGUGUGGAGGUGAAAACAAAAACUGCAAGAAAGUCUCUGGAAUGUUCACAAAACCCAUACAUGGAUAUAACUUUGUCAUCGAUCUACCUAUUGGAGCUGCAAAUGUGGAUGUAAGGCAGCGUGGUUACCGUGGUUUGGUGAACGAUGACAACUAUCUAGCAGUAAAGAACCAUCACGGCAAAUAUCUCCUGAACGGAAACUUUGUGGUUUCGGCAGUAGAAAAAGACAUCAUUGUGAAGGGGAGUCUGCUGCGCUACAGUGGAACCGGCACGUCAGUGGAGACACUGCAGACCUCAAGACCUCUUAAAGAGUCCCUGACGGUGGAGCUGCUGUCUGUGGGUAAAAUGACACCUCCUCGUGUGCGAUACUCCUACUACCAGACUGUGGGGAAUAAGGAGAGCAAGAUCUUCAAGAAAGAGGAGAGGAUCCCUGCGGAGAACAGCGUGCUGGAAGACAGCAAUAAAGUAGAACUGAAGAAGCCAGUCUAUCAGACACCAUCUUAUAAGUGGGUCACGGCGGACUGGAGUAAGUGCUCGGUUAGCUGUGGGAAUGGAGUCCAAAGUAGACUCAUACAGUGUUUGGGGUCAGAUGGGAAAAUGGCCACAAAUUGUGAUGGAUCCCAGAAGCCCAGUUCCAUGAAGGUGUGUGGUGAUCCAUGCCCAACAUGGAGCAUCGGCGAAUGGUCCUCAUGCUCUAAAACCUGCGGGAAAGGCUUUAAGAGACGCCCACUGCGGUGCAUGACUCAGACAGGACAGUUUUUACCUAGAGACCAUUGCUCAGGCAAGAAAAAGCCACAGGAACUUGACUUUUGCACUGUUCGGUCCUGCUAGUGACUGUUCAGGUGUGUUUUAGGACCCAUUUUCUUAGCCCAGACUCUGUGGAACUACACGACUACAUUUCUGCAAAUCCUGAAAUAAUUUGCUAAAGGUACAUUUGCUACACUUUACAGAUGACAUGCCCACAACAGGCGCUAUAAGCUGAAUAAAUGAUACCCUAUUUUGAAGUUUAUUAAACAGCACAGUUCAGUGAAAAUCAAAAAUGUUAUUUUAUUUUCUCAAAUCUAGUUAAAUUUCUUAAGUUGCUAUUAUGCAAAAUUCACUUUUAUUAGGGGUUUAAACAGUUGCGUGACAACAGUCUGUGAAUAUAGCCAGCUUUUAAUGGUAAACAUUUAUGAAUUACAUUUUUUAUGAUCAAACAGUCUGCAGAAACACUUUGAUUCUCCCUUUCUAUGUGUCAUCUGAGAAGGAAAGCCCAUUAGUGACAGUCUCUCGCUUAUUAGCAUGGGACGUUAGUCUUGUUUUUAAAUUUGCCCUUAUGCUUGCUAACAUUUGUAGCUCUACUCUCUUUUGAAAAGAGGAUCAAAGCCUAAAAGGGGCAGUUUUAAAGAGUUAUACAACAUUAUUUAUGGAGUUAUUUGAGAUUAAACUUAGCCAGCAUAGGCUCAUUCUAAAAAUGUAGCCCUAAAUACGUUUCUGGAGAAACGCAAUAAAAUAUUAUAAAAUUGUCCUGGAGAAUAUACAAUUUAGGAAAAAAAAUCACUGGGGCAUGAGCAAGUUGAAUGAAAUUUACACAAAUUCAGCAAAUUAACCAUCACAAAAUUAUAAAGUGAACACAAAACACUCUGAAACAAAUGUUGAUAGUGUUUAACAGCUUCUAGUGGUCACCUGGAACCUGUAGUCAAAUGUAGGCACAAGUCGUUUUUUUCCAAAACUGUUGGUUAAGUCAUGUACUUCCAUUGAGCCUGGGUUGCAUAUCAUGGAGCCAAAUCAAAAAUAGGGAUCUUUUUACAUGUGCAUGCUGUGGUGCCUCGCUUUUAUAAUGGGAAAAUCAUCAUGAAAUAAAGACAGGUCUUUUACCAUGAGCAUAAACAUUUUACCAUUGUAAAAUAGACAUCACCUACCUCGAAAAGGACAGGGUGUUUUAACGCAACCAAACACAGAACAAUGUAAUUGUUACAGCAUUAAACUUACAAAAGCAGACUUUCACUCUGUAUGUGGUCUGUGGAUAAAGUGAAGAUGUCAGACUUAAUGUUUGCAUUUGUAUUCGUUAAAUAUAUGUGAAUAUUUGACCUAAAUGUGAAGCAUAUUGUAUGCAAAAACAGGGCGACUUGGUCCAUGCACUAUUCAUCAUUUGUAUUUGGAAAUUAAGAUGAGGUAAUCGAUAGAUUAAACUGUUCUAACCGUCAAAGGUUUGAGAGGAGAAUUUAUGAAUAGACAAAAAUAAUUGUGCCAGAAGAAAGCAUUUAAUUAAAGUAAUCAGUCAUUUGCCCUUUUAGAUGGGCUGAAGAAGACAUAUCCUGAACUCAUAUUUACAUUACUAUAAAAAUAAACGUUAAUGUUUAACAAAAAGUACUGUACACAGAGAUAAAACAAUUAAAAUAGUAUAUACAAGUCAGUUAGUGUAAUUUAAACCAAUAUAUUUUAGCUACUCAGCUCUUUAUACGAGUAUACCAUAAAAUUAUUUUGUAAAAUAAUCUGUGCUAAAAGACACUGAUACAGCCGUGGUACUGCAAAUAUUCCACAUAAGACUGCCCUAAAACUAAAUCCAAGUCCCAUAAAAAAACGUGAAGUAUGACACUUUCUGAUUAUUUGUUAUAGCCAUUUUAUAAUAUAAUCCCAUAACUUAAACAUCUUAUACAAUCUCCCUCAAUUAGCUAAAACCCAUCAGAAUUAGAUAUUUAUAUAACAAAUAUAUUAAACAGAAUAAGCAAGUGUCUUUUUUGGGCCUGUAUUCACUGGACACAUGUAGCUGCUAUGGCCUGUAAAAUCCCCAUGUUUCUUGAAAGAAAAGUCUACAGAGUUUUAUUGUAAGUGUAUUUCAUGUACUCUCUGCUGGAUUUAUGAAGGCACAUUGUAACUUGUGCGAUCAACCCCUUUAAUCCAGAUGGUGUAGCCGAGAACAUUUCAUUCAUUUGAAAGGUGCUUCCUUGUUUUGUUUUCUUCUCAUCUUUUGACAGCAAAAGGCACUUAUGUUUUUUUUCUUUAUUGGAAUCCAUUGUAUACUAUGUAUACAUCCACCAACUGUGCACAAAUAAAUACAGAAGUGACAUCAAA